Molecule: messenger RNA, 2964 nt
Organism: Fusarium coffeatum
Lineage: Eukaryota; Fungi; Ascomycota; Sordariomycetes; Hypocreales; Nectriaceae
Exons: 7
Coding region: 1-2964 (987 amino acids)
Source: RefSeq, a predicted model, not a curated record
AUGGUUCUCUUCAAACGAAAACCCGUCCGCUUCUUGCCGGCCGCGGAGAUUGAAGAUGAGAACACUGAGAUUUGGCACAUUCCUCAAACAGGGGAAGUUUUCAGUUCAUAUGAGAGUUAUCUUGACCGCAUGGACUUUUACAAACAGCGUCGUUUCAACGAUCAAAUCACAGGUCAUUCCGGUUUGACUUUUUUUGAGGCGUUGAAGAGUGAGCUUGCGGGUGGCAAAGAAGUCGAAGCUUCGUUUCCAGAGGCAUUGAAAGGUCCUAUACUGCGUAAGGUGCAGUUUCAGACCGUUUCACGCCUCGAUAACCUCGUCGAUCAAAUCUACGACGAGUUUAAGCAUGACUACUACCCUGGUGAAGAGGUUACAGUGACCAUGAAGGGAGGUGAUCGUGCUCAUGGACUUGUUCGCGACAAGACAACAUUCGGCCCACGCGCUCUUCCUGAUGGAAGCCAUUCUCUACCCACAACCCGCUACCUGGUGGAUCUCAAAGACUCCGAAGAAGAGACAAAUGUAACGGAUGAGCAUAUCUGCCGAGACCGCGGUAUCUUCACCAAGGCGAUGCUCAGGUCCUUCAUUAAGAAGACGGUCACUCGUGAUGCAUGGAAUGGUGCGCCAUGGUUGGUAAAAAAUGAGUAUGCAAGCCAGUAUCACAUCGACACGCGUGUGCCCCCUCAUCUUCGAUACGACAACAAAGUCAUGGAGCGCAAGCAGCUCCAAGCUCAGAAGCGAGCGCACAUGAACCAUGAGACCAACGGUCACGACUUGACCUCCGCUCUGCACUCCGGCCCCGUCCGUCUGCCAGAACUCAAACCAGCUCCUAAGAGCAAGGUGAAGCCGGGCCAGCAGGGAGCAGGCUCUAAGGGUCUCAAAUGGCCCCUCAACAUGCCUGUUCAUGGAGGCAAUCCGUUCAGCUCUCCUUCAGACUAUGGUAUCCAGACACCUAUCCAACGAGAACCCACCCCUCCUCCUCCCCCUCCCCCGCCUCCAAAGUACCCUAUUGAAGACCUGCAACUUGAGCCUCGAGAUGACAGAAAACGUCCGCCCCUCAAAUUCCUCUGCAGAAAUCCUCCAGUCAAGGUCGGAAACGACGACACGAUACAGAACGAUUUCUCCGACAAGAUCAACAUGGAAUCGAUUGGGCCUUUGCUCGAGACUUGGGAUACACUCAAUGUGUACUGUGAGGUUUUUAAGUUGGAUUCCUUUACCUUCGACGACUAUGUCGAGGCGCUUUGCGUUGCAUCGGAGCAACUGCCAAUCCAGCUAAUUGAUGAGAUUCACUGUUCGGUUCUCAAGAUUUUGGUCGACUCAGAGGCCGACGGUGGCAAGGUGCGAAUCAACCUACCCGAAGUCGACGAAGAAGACAGCGACGAGGAGGAAGAUGAGGACGAUAGCACCCUGCCCACUCCGGAGCCGGAAGUCAAGCCAGGAAGACGAGCCACUCGUAGCAGUCUUGCCAAGGCAGAGGCAGAAAGACUGGCUGCCGAGGCCGCAGUUAUCGAGAAGGAAAGUGAGGAAGAAACCAAACAUCGCGCCGAACAGCUUCUGAAAGACUAUGACUGGAUUGAGCAUCUUCGAAAGCGAGACUUUGUCAAUGGUGGCUGGGAGCGAAUUCUUGUUGGUCUUCUGCAUCAGCUAUCGAAGAAUGAACGCCGACACGAUGUUUGCGAGGAGCUUUUGCACCUCCUUGCGCCGGCCGGGGCAGAUGCUACUCAAGAAACCGUCAAGCAGCAAUAUGCUCAGCUCGACGUUAACCAGCGAGUCAAGGCUCUACAAAUCCUCUGCAUGCUGACCACUGAGACUAAGGCUAUGCGAGGCUAUAUGGAGGACUGCAGCGAAACCAUGACCACAUAUCGCAAGGAGCGAAUUGAGUUUCAGCGACAGCGCAAGCAAGCCAUCGAGGAUUUGCGUCAACUUAACGAGCAGAAGAAGAUCUUGUUGCCGGACAACAUGCCUCCUUCACCACCGAAGGAAGAGGACGGCGAUGUGAAGAUGGCUGAACCUGACGACUCAAUCGUGUCUCGAGAAGCUGACGGCGAAGAGACUGAAGAGGACCCGGCAUCCCGAAAGCGUCGACGACCUCUCACAGCUAAGCAGCGCAAACAAGAGGAAGAACAGGCUCGCAAGAAGGAAAAGGAAAAGGCUGCCAAGGCCGCCAAAACUCCUAAGCCUCCAGCUCAAUCAAAGCAGUUCACCAAACUCUUGAAGGACAUUCAGAAGAAGGAAGAUGUCAUCAAGAAGUGCGAAGAUGAAAUUGCUGUGAUCGAAAACGAUCUGCGCGAAGCCGACUGCCCUCGAACCCGAGUCCUUGGAAAGGAUCGUUUUUGGAACCGGUACUAUUGGUUCGAAAGGAAUGGCAUGCCGUAUGCUGGCCUUCCUGAUAGCUCAACAGCCUCAGCAGACUAUGCUAACGGUCUGAUUUGGGUCCAAGGCCCCGACGAACUCGAGCGAGAAGGUUACAUUGACCUGCCUGCUGAUCUUCAGGAGGAGUAUAAGGCAAAGUUCAACAUGACAGUACCUGAACGAAAGGCCAUGGAGGAGGCCAACACAAGCGUCUUUAACGCGCAUCAAUGGGGUUACAUCUCGGAGCCUGAACAUGUUGAUGAACUUAUCAAGUGGUUAGAUCCACGCGGGUUUAACGAGCUGAAACUUCGAAAAGAGCUCCUGAGCUUCAAGGACAAAAUUGCCAAGCAUAUGCAGAGUCGCAAGACCUAUCUUGCAGCUGAAGAAGAAGGCGAAAAGAAGGAGGAAACUCAAAAGCGCAUGAGCACUCGUAUCCGGGACAAGUCGCCCGACACACGCAACUAUCGCAGUCUCCAGUGGGAGAACACGACAGCGAUUGAGGAACUGGGACACUUGCAUAGUGACCCUCCCCCACCGCCACGAUCUCGAAAGCAGACUCGAAAGCGCGAGGCUGUUAAUGACGCCCCAGCCCCAGCAGCCAAGACCCGACGACGUUAA